Truncatella angustata is the source of this 1904-nucleotide messenger RNA. RefSeq names its product SPFH domain/Band 7 family protein. The record is from RefSeq and is a predicted model, not a curated record. Gene Ontology annotation, cellular component: membrane. NCBI's taxonomy places the organism in Eukaryota, Fungi, Ascomycota, Sordariomycetes, Amphisphaeriales, Sporocadaceae. Bases 228 to 1475 code for a protein of 415 amino acids. The transcript has 2 exons.
CCAGAGCUUCUGACUUCAAGCUUCGGCUCCACCAAAAAAAAGUCCCGAAGCUCUCCAUAUGUACAGGAGCUACCUACUGUAAGCUCCAGGCUGGUCAUCAGCCCACGACAACGUCACCAACCCGGUCGCCUCCUCACAGCACCUCUCCUCCUGCUCCUGUUUCUGACCCUCCACCCCGAACCCAACUCUCGCGGCGUCGUGUAAACAUCACAUCACAUAAACUAAACAUGUCGUUGACCCGCCAAGCCGAGAGGAAUCUCCUCUCGCCCGUCCUCCGCCGCCGUCUCGCAUUACCCGCAUCUCCGGCAUCUCCAGCAUCUCGGCUCGUCGCCUCACAAUCACUACGCGGCUUCCAAACCAGCUCGCGAGUCCAGCUCCCUGCGCCCGGCAGCCUCGGUGGCUCGCAAUUCGGCUCGUCGGGCAGCGCACCGCCCUCAUACUUCCAGCGGCCUUCACUGCCCGCCAACACCGUGAUCCGGUUCGUGCCGCAGCAGACGGCAUGGAUCGUCGAGCGCAUGGGCAAGUUCAACCGCAUCCUGCCCCCGGGCCUGACGGUGCUGAUGCCCUUCAUCGACCGCAUCGCCUACGUCAAGAGCCUGAAGGAGCAGGCCUUCGAGAUUCCGAGCCAGAGCGCCAUCACCGCCGACAACGUCACCCUGGAGCUUGACGGUGUGCUUUACACCAGGGUCUUCGAUGCAUACAAAGCGAGCUACGGCGUGGAAGACGCCGAAUAUGCCAUCUCGCAGCUCGCCCAAACGACCAUGCGCUCCGAAAUCGGCCAGCUGAGCCUCGACCACGUGCUGAAGGAGCGCGCGGCCCUCAACACCAACAUCACGGCGGCGAUCAACGAGGCGGCGCAGGCGUGGGGCGUCACGUGUCUGCGGUACGAGAUCCGGGAUAUCCACGCGCCGGCCGCCGUGGUCGAGGCCAUGCACCGGCAGGUAACGGCGGAGCGGUCGAAACGGGCCGAGAUCCUCGAGUCGGAGGGCCAGCGGCAGAGCGCCAUCAACAUCGCUGAGGGCAAGAAGCAGAGCGUGAUCCUGGCCUCCGAGGCCCUGCGCGCUGAGCAGAUCAACCGCGCCGACGGUGAGUCCCAGGCCAUCCUCAUGAAGGCCAAGGCAUCGGCCGCCGGCAUCGACGCCAUCGCCGGCUCCAUCGAGGCGGGCGGCUCGGCUGCCCAGGGCGCCGUCAGCCUCAGCGUCGCCGAGAAGUACGUCGACGCCUUCGGCAAGCUGGCGCGUGAGAGCACGGCCAUCGUGGUCCCCGGUAACGUCGGCGACCUCGGCGGCAUGAUCGCCACGGGCCUGAGCGUGUACGGCAAGGUCGGCGAGGCGCAGUCGAGGACCAUGGCCGAGAGGAUGGUCAAGGACUCCGUUCAGGAAGACUCGGGCGCCACCAAGUCUGGAAGGGAGCAGGAGGGCGGCAUCGUGGGCGAGGUGGUCAGGGAGUUCGACAACACUGCAAGCAGGAAGUGAGAGAGAGAGAGAACGCCGUUCGCCCCCAUGAAGGAAAGGGGACGAGAGAAAGCGCAGUAAAUAACCCACAUUUCAACGAAAACCCGGGAUAUGUGACCUUGUGGGGAGGGGAAGAAUGUACUACUACUAUAUGACGAAGGAAAGUGAGCACCCCUUAUGUGCAAUAACGGUUUCGCAUGAGCAUGGCUUCAGUCAUCUAAUCGGGUGGUGUUUGUGAGACACAAAAGCAGGCAUGGCGUUUUGGCCGUCAUGGGCAUAUUACAUAUUACGGCGUCGUAUUUCGCCAUUAGGGCAGAAACUGAAGCAUGUAUUCUAUAAAAGCUGACGGGGGCGCGGCGGAAUAAGACAGCUCAGCUCAGAUGCUAACAUCUUGGUAUCCCCUCUUAUUUUUGGGAUGAAAAAAAUAACAAAGUAUAUUUGAUACUAUGA